ACCGUGAACGACGGUGGCUACAAUCAGAUCAGUUGUUCUUAUUGCAGGCUGCAGGCACAUUCAAGCUUGUCGAAGUCCAAUGCCCUAGUCGAAGACAAACAGAGCUUCAAGCAGAAAAAGGCUCGGAUACGUGCCGCCACACGCACACUUAUCAUUCUUGUGUGCACAUAUUUGAUGAGUAACCUGCUUUCGGUUAUCAUCACAAUCUGGGAGUACCUCGAUGCGGCAAGCCUUUUUCAAAAAUAUCUUCCUUUCUAUGUGCUCUCAGUGGCAGUGCUCUCACUUCUUACUGUUAUCGCCUCCUGUCUCAGGCUCCCCAUCUACAUCACCUGCCAGCCAUUGUUGAGAAAAGAGAUGUACCAAUUUUUGUGUAAGUUUUGUUUUUAUCUUGACGGAAGCUCAGCUUUGGACUCGCAAGAUGAUGUCACGACGAAUGACACUGAUCGAGAACUCUCAGAUGACUGCUGA
Messenger RNA from Ostertagia ostertagi, 468 nucleotides. Lineage: Eukaryota; Metazoa; Nematoda; Chromadorea; Rhabditida; Trichostrongylidae. The record is from the annotation of a GenBank genome assembly.